CCGUGACGUAUUUUCUUUUACAGAGAGAGAGGCCCGCCAAAGGGGAGAGAGGAGAUUGGUCCUGAUAUACCCUGGUCUGCCCAUUCUCCCUUCCUCACCGUCCUUUUCUGUCGUCCCCAAACUCUGCAUCUUGCAAAAUACCCUUCUAAGAACUAUCACGACCUUUUUGUCGGAAACCUAUUCUUGCACUAUCUUCGAGCCGGUCCUUUUCGAAAAACUAUAACUCGGCGCGUGCUAUUUUUGGCUCGCUCUCCCUUACAGCGCUACACCCCUUUGCUGCUUGCACAAUGGCUUCUACCAACUACAAGGAGGCUUUCGCCCUCUUCGACAAGCGCGGCAACGGUCGCUGCACUGCCGACACUCUCGGCGACCUUCUCCGCGCCUGCGGCCAGAACCCUACCCUCUCCGAGAUUCAGGACCUUCAGAAGGGUGUUGGAAGCGAAUUCGACUUUGAGAGCUUCCAGCGCAUUCUCAACCGCCCUGGCGGCUUCCGUGAUGCCGGCGAGCCCGAGGAGUACUGCCGUGGUUUCCAGGUCUUUGACAAGGACAUGACAGGCUUCAUUGGCGUUGGUCAGCUCAAGUACAUCCUCACCAACCUGGGCGAGAAGAUGUCUGACGAGGAGGUUGACGAGCUCCUCAAGGCUGUUGAUACCAGCUCUGGCCAGGUCAACUACACUGACCUUGUCCGAACCAUCCUUGCCAACUAAGAUUGCGCGCCGACACGAUACACGGCACUGAUUGUCACCGAAUAUGCAUGAUGUGAAUGGAAACGGCGUUGCGUUUGUUUUUACUUGUUGGACACAUAUGGGCUCGUUUUUUUUAAGGCAGUGAGUGGCCUGUCAGGUCAUUUUGCUGUAUUGUUCUUUUAUUAUUCAGCGUCGGGAGGUUCCUGGCCAUGUGUUUGAGUAGCAGGGCUUCCUAUUGUUAUUAUUACGACUUGUCAGACGGCGAGAUGGCAUAUAUAACGCUUGCUGGAAGAUGGCGAGCAGAGCAGGCUAGAUUUGUGAAUAGAAUACCACGUCUUCUGCG
This is a messenger RNA of [Torrubiella] hemipterigena, 1029 nucleotides long. NCBI's taxonomy places the organism in Eukaryota, Fungi, Ascomycota, Sordariomycetes, Hypocreales, Clavicipitaceae. The record is from the annotation of a GenBank genome assembly.